AUGGUGCCUGUGCUGAAGAAAGCGACAGGAAAAGCACGCAUCUGUGUAGACUUCAAAAGACUGAAUGAAGCUGUCAAGAGGGAACACUACAUUUUACCUAUGACUGAUGAGAUCACUGCAAAGCUCAGUGGUGCCACACUCUUCACCUCCCUGGAUGCAGCUAGUGGAUUCUUCCAGAUCCCUCUCCACCCGGAUAGCUGUAAGCUGACCACUUUCAUCACGCCGUUCGGCAGAUUUCAAUUCAAGAGACUGCCGUUCGGAAUCACAAGCGCGCCUGAAAUUUUUCAAAGGAAGAUGAUUGAAACGCUCCAAGGUUUGGAAGGAGUGGAAGUCUUUAUGGACGACAUUGUUGUGCAUGGCACUACCGAAGCAGAGCACGACAGCCGGUUGGAAAAAGUGAUGCAGCGCAUUGAGGCUGCUGGCCUGAAACUCAACCGUGAGAAGUGCCUGUUCAAGCAGAAAGAGCUACGAUUCCUUGGACACCUCAUUGAUCAGUCGGGAGUUUGGCCAGACCCAGGUAAAGUGGAAGCCAUCCAACAGCUUCCACCACCCACAGAUGUACAUGACCUAAGGAGAGUCCUGGGGAUGGUAAAUUAUCUCGGGAAGUAUGUCCCCAACCUCGCAACUGUGGGAGAAUCACUGUAUGAACUCCUGAGACAGAAGAAUAUGUGGACGUGGGGUGAUGCACAACAGGCUGCAUUUGAUCACAUAAAGGGACUGCUCACAACUGCACCAAUACUCGCAUUCUAUGAUGUCACAAAACCCACUGCAGUGUCAGCUGAUACGAGCAGCUAUGGGUUAGGCGGUGUGCUACUGCAGCUACACGGUGAGCAAUGGAAACCAGUGGCAUAUUGUUCCAGACGGCUCACAGAGGCAGAAACUCGCUAUGCUCAAAUUGAGAAAGAGCAGCUUGCUGGAGUGUGGGCAUGUGAGAGAUUCAAUCGAUACCUUGUUGGCCUGAAGCAGUUCAAACUAGUGACUGACCAUAAACCGCUAGUUCCUCUCAUCAACAGCCACAGCCUGGACAAUGUCCCCAUCCGGUGUCAGCGUCUUCUCAUGAGGCUCAUGAGAUUCAAUGCAGUGGCCGAGUACGCUCCAGGGAAGACCCUGCUGGUGGCAGAUACGCUGUCCCGAAGCCCUCUGACCAGCUCUUGUAGUGUCAGUGAAACAGACAGCGAAGUCACCCAUUACGUUGACAGUGUGGUAAGCACAAUUCCAGCGUCCACAAGCAAAAUGGAUGAAAUCAGACAAGCAACAGCUCAAGACACAGAAAUGCAGUCAGUGAAGCAGCUGAUCAAGAAUGGAUGGCCAGAUCAUUCUCAGAGUGUGCCUGCUGACGCCAGGGCAUAUUUCCAGACCAGAGCAGAACUGUCCGAAUACAGUGGACUUAUCUCGAAAGGAAGCAGAAUUGUAGUUCCAAAGUCACUGAGAGCAGAAAUUUUGCAGAGAAUCCAUGUGGGUCACCAGGGACUUGUAAAGUGUAGGGAGCGAGCACAGUCUUCAGUGUGGUGGCCUGGAAUCACUGCAGAGAUAAACAAUCUGGUGAUGUCCUGUGAGUCAUGCCGUGAAAUGAGGAGAGCUCAGCGAAGAGAACCACUCAUUCCUACACCACUGCCUGAGCGUCCCUGGAAGAGAGUCGCCAUUGACCUUUGUGAGCAUAACCAACACACUUACCUGGUUCUUUCGGACUAUUAUUCCAGGUUCCUGGAAAUCCUGGAUCUUCCCUCCACGACCAGCAGUAAAGUCAUCCAGAAGAUCAAAGGGGUCUUUGCACGCUAUGGCAUCCCUGAUGAGGUUGUUAGCGAUAACGGGCCACAGUUCUCGAGUGCAGAGUUCAAGGAGUUCGCUAAACGGUUUGACUUCAAACACUGCACAUCCAGUCCCCAUCACCCACAGGGAAACGGCCAUGCGGAGCGAGCUGUGCAGACAGCCAAGAAAAUUAUGAAGCAAGAUGAUCCACUUAUGGCUCUAAUGUGCUACAGAUCCACACCUUGCUCCAGCACAGGCUACUGGCGGAACUCUUAA
Molecule: messenger RNA, 2025 nt
Organism: Amphiprion ocellaris (clown anemonefish)
Lineage: Eukaryota; Metazoa; Chordata; Actinopteri; Pomacentridae
Exons: 1
Coding region: 1-2025 (674 amino acids)
Biological process (GO): DNA integration
Molecular function (GO): nucleic acid binding
Source: RefSeq, a predicted model, not a curated record